Paramecium tetraurelia is the source of this 1281-nucleotide messenger RNA. RefSeq lists its product as uncharacterized. The record is from RefSeq and is a predicted model, not a curated record. Lineage: Eukaryota; Ciliophora; Oligohymenophorea; Peniculida; Parameciidae. The transcript is spliced from 3 exons.
AUGUAAAUUGCUAACGACGAGUAUCUCAUUCCAAAUCUCCUUCAAGGAAUUGAUAUCAGAAAUAGUGUAUUUAAUUUGUUCAAUAUUCAGGAAAUCUCAUCACUAUCCUAAACCUUAGAUAGAUUGCAUUUUAUCAAGGGUUUACAUGAGGAAGAUAAUUUGAGAUUGAGAGCUAUAAUCACGGAUAUGUAAUACAAUUUUGAAGCUGUUGUGGCAUAAAAAAAUAUUGAACUCUCUAGACUAAAUGGAAGAGUGAAAUAUUUAGAAGAAGAACUUUACCAUUUGAAUAGAUUGCCGCAGAAUAAAUAUCAAAUUUCUAAUAAAGAUGAAUUUGAUCCUUCUAAACUCAGAGAAUUAGAGAGAACUCUAAAAUUGAAGGAUUAAUAAAUUCAAGAUCUCACUAAUGAACUUUAAUUGCUCAAAGCACAAAUUGCGAAUAGAAUUUAAGAAGCAAUCAACUAAGAAAGAAAAAAGGUUUAGAAUGAAUAGAAGGAGAUGAAUCUACCUGUUUUAGUUGAGAAUGAUAAUUUGAAAAAAGCAAAUUCAGAUUUGAAUCGUUAAGUUAAAAAUUUAUAAGAUGAAAUAAACAAAUUAAAAUCUGAAUUGAAUGAUGCAAAUACUGAAUUGGCCAAAACAUAACGUAAAUUAAAAGAUUGUCUAUAAAUGAAUGCAGAUAAAGAUGAUAUGAAAUAGAAAUCAUAACCUGUCUAUGUUAAAAUCUCAGAAGAUAAAAAUUUAUUAGAUGGAAUUCUGGCAUUGAUGCAUUAUAUGAGAGAAUCUGUUACGGAUAUCAUUUUUGAAAUUUUUGUUAGAUCUGCUAAUCAAGCUUUCAAUAGAAAAUAGAGUUCUGCCAUAUUAUUCUCAAUAAAUGCAAAGGAACUAAAAAGUAGAAAUGUCAGAGGAUUUCUAGUUGUUUUAUAUUUGUACAGAAAAAUGAAAUCAUUUAUCAAGAUAUAUUUCCCUUAUUAUGGCAAAUUGAUUUUGAAUGACCAUAUGGCAAGGAUAGCACUUGGGGAGGAUCAAUUUAAUUUAUCUGAAAGAAGAGACAAUACAAACUUAUGGUUAGAGGAAUGCUUGGCUCAAUUAUCUACUCAAAAGCGAAAGAGUGAUAAGAAUAAUGAAGAGGAUGCUGAGUUUCAACAUUUAUUUAGACUUUUAUCAUUAAGAUAUAGAUGCAAAUAUCCCAUGAAAGGAAAUGAUGAAAUGAGAGUUGAUAUAGAUAUACGAGUAAGAUUAGAAAACUAAAUAUGCUCUUCACUAUUAAAAAUAUUUAUUGAUUGA